Candida tropicalis MYA-3404 is the source of this 567-nucleotide messenger RNA. RefSeq names its product adenine phosphoribosyltransferase (gene APT1). Gene Ontology annotation, biological process: AMP salvage; adenine salvage. NCBI's taxonomy places the organism in Eukaryota, Fungi, Ascomycota, Pichiomycetes, Serinales, Debaryomycetaceae. The transcript has a single exon. The coding region runs from base 1 to 567 and encodes 188 amino acids. Gene Ontology annotation, cellular component: cytoplasm. The record is from RefSeq and is a predicted model, not a curated record. Gene Ontology annotation, molecular function: adenine binding; AMP binding; adenine phosphoribosyltransferase activity.
AUGUCAGAAAGAGUUCAAGAAAUUAACGCUUUGGCUAAAGAAUUAAAAUCUAAUUUGAAACAAUUCCCAAAUUUCCCAAAAGAAGGUAUCUUAUUUGAAGAUUUCUUACCAAUUUUCACUAAACCAGAUUUAUUCAACAAAUUGGUUAAAGCUUUCAAAUUACAUGUUGGUGACAAGAAGAUCGACUAUGUUAUUGGUUUGGAAAGUAGAGGAUUCUUAUUUGGUCCAACUUUGGCUUUGGCUUUAGAUGCUGGUUUCAUACCAGUUAGAAAACCAGGUAAAUUACCAGGUCCAACUUAUAAAGUCGAAUUCCAAAAAGAAUACGGUUCUGAUGUUUUUGAAAUCCAACAAGAUGUCAUUCCAAAGGGUUCUAAAGUUUUAAUUGUUGAUGAUAUUUUGGCUACUGGUGGUUCAGCUUAUGGUGCUGGUGAAUUGGCUAAGAAAUCAGGUGCUGAUAUUGUUGAAUACUUGUUUGUUAUGGAAUUGGAUUUCUUGAAAGGUAGAGAUAGAUUAGAUGCUCCAGUUUACACUUUAUUUGGUGGUCAAGAAGAAAAAUUCACCGAAUAG